This is a messenger RNA of Myxocyprinus asiaticus (Chinese sucker), 3060 nucleotides long. RefSeq names its product platelet-activating factor acetylhydrolase IB subunit alpha2-like. Bases 392 to 1078 code for a protein of 228 amino acids. The transcript is spliced from 6 exons. The record is from RefSeq and is a predicted model, not a curated record. Lineage: Eukaryota; Metazoa; Chordata; Actinopteri; Cypriniformes; Catostomidae.
UCCAGAAAGUGCGAGGGCGAUUACGCAGGGAAGUGGGGAGGAGGCGGGUGGUUGGAUGCUGUCGGUUUACAUAACCUAAACAAUUUACUGUGAUUUCUUUAAAAAGACUAAGUGUUAUAUACCCACACAAUUAAACCAUCAAAUAUUAUCGCUGUGUAGGUUGAAUAAGUUAAGGUUUUGUUGCUUUUGAAGGGAGAGAAGUAAAAGCAAAGAUUCACUGAAGGGGCGCGCGGCAUAAUAAAACACUCUUCUGCAUCCUCCCCGGACAGACAGUCGACUGCGGUGCUGCAGUGAUAAUCACAGUCGGUGAUUGAGGGAGUCCUGUCCUGCUGCUCACCAGCAGCUGAUUACUGACCGCUUGCAGACGGGAUUUACAAUCACUGGCCAGAGAAUGAGUGGUGAGGAGAACCCUGCUGCUGAACCUGCGCCUGUGAUAGACGUGCAGGGAGAUGGACGUUGGAUGUCACAGCAUAACCGAUUUGUGCAGGAGUGCAAAGAUGCAGAGCCUGAUGUUCUGUUUGUGGGGGACUCCAUGGUGCAGCUUAUGCAGCAGUACGAGGUGUGGAAAGAACUGUUUUCACCUCUUCAUGCUCUGAAUUUUGGGAUUAAUGGAGACACAACCUCUAAUGUGCUGUGGAGGCUGCAGAAUGGAGAACUGGAGAACAUCAGACCCAGGGUGGUGGUUUUAUGGGUAGGGACCAGUAAUCAUGAGAACACGGCAGAACAGGUUGCAGGAGGAAUAUUGGCCAUUGUACAGCUAAUUCUCUCUCGCCUCCCUAAUUCCAAAAUUAUUGUUUUGGGCCUAUUGCCAAGGGGAGAGUUCCCUAACCCCUUGAGAGAGAAAAAUGCAUCGGUGAACAAUUUACUUCGUGCAUUUAUUCCUCGACUCGUCCCAGUACAGUUUCUCGAUGCAGGAGGUGGUUUUGUCCACUCAGAUGGAACUAUUUCCUCUCAAGACAUGUUCGACUACCUACAUCUGACCGCUGGUGCAUACAGGACCAUAUCGACAACUCUCCAUGAGCUGCUGCUUCAACUACUGGAGGAAACGCCUCAGGACAGGCGGGCCUCACUGGUCUAAGAUGGGGGGCACUUCAUUGGUCAAUCACUGGAGAGGCAGGGUUAAGAAGUGUUGAAUAUGCAGAAUGUACUUGACAUACUUUAUUUAGAAAGACAAAGUAAAUUGGAAAGUGACCGUUUGAUUUGACAAAACAAAAAGCGGAUGUAUGGCCAGUUUUACUUGACCAAUAUUAAGUGUUUAUAUGUAUCUAAAAUGCAUAAUCAAAAACAGUAGGAGAAUGAAGAAUAAGUGGCAAAUAUUUGUGACUAAAAGAGAGAAAAACAAUCGGUUUCUUAGGACAUGUUGCUUUGCGUGGGACCAGAAUAUCUUCUAAAUCUCACCAUCACUGUCUGAACAACCAUUAAUUGUAGCACUCACUCUGCCAGCUUCUCUGUGCCUUCAUACACUCAGUCAGUCACACUCACAGUGGUGUUAUGAUGACCGUAACUUAACUUGCUCCCAUUUAUACUUUAGUUAUUUCUUGGUAUACACUGCAGAUGCGUGUGAAACUCUCUGUUCUGCAAUAUAUUUCUCUUGCCAUUUCAUUUGUUCUCAGUAACAAAAAUAGUAACAUAAUAUACAGAGUGGACUGGAGAUUGCAAACCAUGUCAUACCGUGUGUGUGUUUGAUUGAAAAUCUCAUAUUAAGCAUCUAAUGCACAACCAUAGUGUUAAUAUUUAUCCCACAUGCUCUGCAUCCAUGUUAUUGUGUACAGUAUUUCUCCAUGUGCUCUAUAAAGUAUUAUGUGAAGUAUGUUUGAGUGUGAGAGUGAGCAAGACUUGAUACACACACACACACACUCACUGGUGGCCAAAAGUUUGGGAUAAUGUACAGAUUUUGCUCUUAUGGAAAGAAAUUGGUACUUCUUUUCACCAAAGUGGCAUUCAACUGAUCACAAUGUAUAGUCAGGAUGUAAAUAACAUGAAAAAUUACUAUUACAAUUUGAAAAACAAAAAAAUGUUCAGCACUUCUUAAACUACUUCAAAGAGUUCUCAUCACAAAAUGUGCAGCAAUGACAGCUUAGCAGAUCCUUGGCAUUCUAGCUGUCAGUUUGUCCAGAUACUCAGGUGACAUUUCACCCCACACUUCCUGUAGCACUUGCCAUAGAUGUGGCUGUCUUGUUGAGCACUUCUCACGCACCUUACAGUCUAGCUGAUCCCACAAAAGUUCAAUGGGGUUAAGAUCCAUAACAGUCUUUUCCAAUUAUCUGUUGUCCAUGUCUGUUUCUUUGCCCACACUAACCUUUUCUUUUUGUUUUUCUGUUUCAAAAGUGGCUUUUUCUUUGCAAUUCUUCCCAUAAGGCCUGCACCCCUGAGUCUUCUCUUUACUGUUGUAAAUGAAACUGGUGUUGAGUGGGUAGAAUUCAAUGAAGCUGUCAGCUGAGGACAUGUGAGGCAUCUAUCUCUCAAACUAGAGACUCUGAUGUACUUACCCUCUUGUUUAGUUGUACAUCUGGCCUUCCACAUCUCUUUCUGGCCUUGUUAGAGCCAGUUGUCCUUAAUCUUUGAAGAAUGUAGUGUACACCUUUGUAUGAAAUAUUCAGUUUUUUUUUGGCAAUUUCAAGCAUUGUAUAGCCUUCAUUCCUCAAAACAAUUGACUGAUGAGUUCUAGAGAAAACUGUUUCUUUUUGCCAUUUUUGACCAAAUAUUGACCUUAAGACAUGCCAGUCUAUUGCAUACUGUGGCAACUCAAAAACAAACACAAAGACAAUGUUAAGCUUCAUUUAAUGAACCAAAUAGCUUUCAACUGUGUUUGAUAUAAUGACAAGUGAUUUUCUAGUACCAAAUUAGCUAUUUAGCAUGAUUACUCAAGUAUAAGGGGCCUGUCUAGACUUGAUCAAAAAUUACUUUUUUUAAAUAGUGAUGGUGCUGUUGUUUUCAUCAGUAAUGUCCUGACUAUACUUUGUGAUCAGUUGAAUGCCACUUUGGUGAAUUCAAGUACCGAUUUCCUUCCAAAACAGCAAAAUCUGUACAUUAUUCCAAACUUUUGGCCCCCUGUGUGUG